Molecule: messenger RNA, 1493 nt
Organism: Balaenoptera acutorostrata (minke whale)
Lineage: Eukaryota; Metazoa; Chordata; Mammalia; Artiodactyla; Balaenopteridae
Gene: PSMC2
Product: proteasome 26S subunit, ATPase 2
Exons: 12
Coding region: 91-1392 (433 amino acids)
Biological process (GO): proteasome-mediated ubiquitin-dependent protein catabolic process
Cellular component (GO): proteasome regulatory particle, base subcomplex
Molecular function (GO): ATP hydrolysis activity; proteasome-activating activity; ATP binding
Source: RefSeq, a predicted model, not a curated record
CGGUGAGGAAGGGAAAGGCGGGGGCGCCACCGGAAGCGAGGAAGGUGCUGUGUAAUCACUCAGCAAGCUGAGGUCCUUGGAUCUCCUAAAAUGCCGGAUUACCUCGGUGCAGAUCAGCGGAAAACCAAAGAAGAUGAGAAGGACGACAAGCCCAUCCGAGCUCUGGAUGAGGGGGAUAUUGCCUUGCUGAAAACUUAUGGUCAGAGCACUUACUCUAGGCAAAUCAAACAGGUUGAAGAUGACAUUCAACAACUUCUCAAGAAAAUUAAUGAGCUCACGGGUAUUAAAGAGUCUGACACUGGCCUGGCCCCACCAGCACUCUGGGAUUUGGCUGCUGAUAAGCAAACACUCCAGAGUGAACAGCCUUUGCAGGUUGCGAGAUGCACAAAGAUAAUCAAUGCUGAUUCGGAGGACCCGAAGUACAUUAUCAACGUGAAGCAGUUUGCCAAGUUUGUGGUGGACCUCAGUGAUCAGGUUGCACCUACUGACAUUGAAGAAGGGAUGAGAGUUGGUGUGGACAGAAAUAAGUAUCAGAUUCACAUUCCACUGCCUCCUAAGAUUGACCCAACAGUUACCAUGAUGCAGGUGGAGGAAAAACCUGAUGUUACAUAUAGUGAUGUGGGUGGCUGUAAGGAACAGAUUGAGAAACUUCGAGAAGUAGUUGAAACCCCAUUACUUCAUCCAGAGAGGUUUGUUAACCUUGGCAUUGAGCCUCCUAAGGGUGUGCUGCUCUUUGGUCCACCGGGUACAGGCAAGACACUCUGUGCUCGGGCAGUUGCUAAUAGGACUGACGCUUGCUUCAUUCGAGUUAUUGGAUCUGAACUUGUACAGAAGUACGUCGGUGAGGGGGCUCGAAUGGUUCGAGAGCUCUUUGAAAUGGCCAGAACAAAGAAAGCCUGCCUUAUCUUCUUUGAUGAAAUUGAUGCUAUUGGAGGGGCUCGUUUUGAUGAUGGUGCUGGGGGUGACAAUGAAGUGCAGAGGACCAUGUUGGAGCUGAUCAAUCAGCUGGAUGGGUUUGAUCCUCGAGGCAACAUUAAAGUUCUGAUGGCCACAAACAGACCUGACACUCUGGACCCAGCGCUGAUGAGGCCCGGGAGACUGGACAGGAAGAUUGAGUUUAGCUUACCUGAUCUAGAGGGUCGGACUCACAUUUUUAAGAUUCAUGCCCGUUCAAUGAGUGUUGAAAGAGAUAUCAGAUUUGAAUUGUUAGCACGACUGUGUCCAAAUAGCACUGGUGCUGAGAUCAGAAGCGUCUGCACAGAAGCUGGUAUGUUUGCCAUCCGAGCACGGCGAAAAAUUGCUACUGAGAAGGAUUUCUUGGAAGCUGUAAAUAAGGUCAUCAAGUCCUAUGCCAAAUUCAGUGCUACUCCGCGCUAUAUGACAUACAACUGAGCCCUGGAGGUGUUCGUGAAAACACUUUUCACUGGAAUCCUAACGUUAUACAGACUUCUUAAUAACCAUUUCACACACAAAAUAAAUGGUUUUCAAAAUUG